ACCGUUCCCUCAGAAGUUGUUGUCCACAGAAAUGCUGGCGGCAACGUUCGCCACGCCCUCCGCGACAUCAUCAUCCUAGACGAAGUCCUAGGCCUCAAGGAAAUCGCCAUUAUCCAUCACACCGACUGCGGCACUCUUCGAUUUCGAGAUGAAGACAUUCGACGCUCUCUCAUAUCAAAGAUGGAUUCCGAGUACUGGCCUGUGAUUGAUACCAUGCACAUAGGCGCGAUCACUGAUGUCGAACAAAGCGUCCGAGAUGACCUUGCGUGGCUUGAGAAGACGCCUUUUGUGAGGAAGGACUUGGUUGAAAAGACACGAGGUUUUGUCUUUGAUGUUAAGACGGGGCUGGUAAACCCCGUCAUUUAG
Trichoderma citrinoviride is the source of this 366-nucleotide messenger RNA. RefSeq lists its product as hypothetical. The annotation marks the transcript as partial. The record is from RefSeq and is a predicted model, not a curated record. Gene Ontology annotation, molecular function: carbonate dehydratase activity; zinc ion binding. Lineage: Eukaryota; Fungi; Ascomycota; Sordariomycetes; Hypocreales; Hypocreaceae. The transcript has 2 exons.